Symbiodinium natans is the source of this 1485-nucleotide messenger RNA. The record is from the annotation of a GenBank genome assembly. Lineage: Eukaryota; Dinophyceae; Suessiales; Symbiodiniaceae.
AUGUUGAGAGCGGCCUGGUACUUCCUGGGCGCUGCGCUCGUUGCGGCUCAGUCCACCAGGCCAUGGGACUCAACGGAGCCCUUUCCCGUGGACACGCGCAUGCCUCCCUUUGGAGAGCGCGCCAGCAACCCUGUGAAAGUCUCGAUACGCUUGUCGGACCUGGCUUCCUUCGAUGAAGCAAACGAGCGGCUCGCCGUUUACGCCGUGGUCUUUCUGGAGUGGCCGGACCAGCGUUGGUUCAAUGCGUCGGUGAAAUUGGUGAAUGAUAUCUGCACGUCUUCCGGGGGUUGCAGCACCGAAGACUUUCAGCGCGCUCUGCAAUGGGGAGAAGGCUGGAUUAAAGGGAUCUUUGGUCAGACGGCAAACUCUUUCUUCCGUGCUGUCAGAAGCUUUGGUGAGAAUGUCGGUUUCGUCAUUUCUGAAGAUGUGUGGACGCCCAUUCCCCCGCACCUCUUCUUGAAGACCUCCAACAAUCCUCUUGGGAAGACAGAGUUUGACCCAGUGAUCUACAUGGUGCCCAAAAACUCGAGCACGUUUUUUGAGGCUGUGUGGUUGGAUAGAGCGCGGACCUUCUUUGACGUGAUCCUCUCCUAUGAGCAUUUUCCCUUCGACCAGCAGUCCCUUGACCUCUGUUUGAACUUCGACUACUUCACCCUCCCAGCACACGCAUCGGUGAGUGAGGAUUUGGUCAAGCGUCUGGCCGAGAGAUGGGACAGCGCAUCCGACAUCUCAAGUAUCCUGUCAUCGAAGUUUGUUGCUGGCAUGGAGGGGCAGGGCUUUGAGGUCGUCAGUGUCGACGUCAGGGAGAAGGUGGCAUCGGAGAUGGGGAGCGCCCUGUGCAUCAACAUCAAGAUACAGAGGCGCGUCUCCAUCCUGAUCCUGCGCUUCUUCUGGCCAUUGACUGCGUUACUCUUCAUACCCUUCGCGGGCUUCUUCAUCCCCAUUGAGCUGGUGAUGCCGCGUGUGGCCACUGGUUUCAUCUCCUUCCUGUCCUUGCAGGUCUUCAGGACCAUGGCAUACACCAUGAUUCCGAAGAAGUCCUCAUCGCUCCUCUGGAUGGAUGUGACGAUGUUCUCAGUCACGGUCAUCAUGUUUGCCAGCGUGCUCGAGAAUGUCCUUGCGCAAGCCAUGCGCGCCAACGUGUCGAGCCUAGCCGCGCGCUACGUGGACAACUUGUCACGCGUGACGUUCCCACUGGUAGCCACACUGAUGCUGAUGAUUGUUUUCUUCAUGGGAGGCGCGAAGGCAGAUGCAAUGUUGAACUUUACCGUGUGCUUGCUUCUUCUGAGCUUUUGGCUCCUGGGCUUUGCCACAGCCGUCGUUGUGUACGUGCGCCGCUUGCCUCACAUGCUCAUGAAGACCCUGGUGAAGCAGAUUGUGCACACAGACUUCCGCUAUGCAAGCGUGCUUUCAAUGGACCAGAAAGAGCUUACCCUUGUCUUCAAGCAGCUCGAUGCCGCUGGGCUGCCUUGGAACAAAGUUUAA